Messenger RNA from Ciona intestinalis (vase tunicate), 2762 nucleotides. Lineage: Eukaryota; Metazoa; Chordata; Ascidiacea; Phlebobranchia; Cionidae. The record is from RefSeq and is a predicted model, not a curated record.
UGUUGUUAACCGUGGGGUCAAAUGGUGGCGACUAUGACGUUACAGGCGCAGUGGAAUUGAAAACAAGACUUUAUUGUUAUUUUACAAUGCGUUUCCAAACUUGGUCUUUAUACUAACUUUGGUCUUUACUAACUUUGGGUUUACGCUAUGGUGUAACGCUAACCUUUGAAUAUGCUUUGCUCAGCUUAGUUUAGAUCGAAAAGCAUACAAGAAUUUUACACUGUAACAAAAUACCUAAAGUCAAACUGGCCCGAGCCAGAAAGCCAUUGGUUAUGGGGUUCAUUUGGCGCAGUGGCUGUCAAUCUGUCAUAUUUGUUUUGAAACUACCCGAAUAAAACUUAUCAUAUUGAUUGAAUGAAUGAAAUUUAUUUCCUCUCUUCGGUCACGAUAACGAAGAACAAGAGAGUUGACAAAAGCGAAAAGCCGGGUAGUAAUGAUGCUUAAAAUGAGUGCAGACCCUUCGUAUUACUUCACCUACAUGAAUGAUUGUAUGAAGAAAUAUCCAUAUGGCUUUCGGACUCAGUUAGGACCUUUCAUUAAGUCCUUAAACACUUACCACCCAACCAUUGCCAAAGCUAUACUUAGUGGCUCAGCUGCAGAUGUUCCAAAAUUAAAAAGGGCUUACAAGUUACUGUUUGAAUGGUUGGGACAUGGACUGUUGGUUUUGGAGGACAAGGUUUGGUUGCGUCAUCGAAGGUUGCUCACUCCAUCAUUUCAUUUUGAAGUUCUUAAACCUUACGUAAAAACUAUGAAUGAAAGUGCUCAUGUUAUGGUGGAAAAUUGGUUAAGCAAAACAUCUGACAAUAAAGUUGCCAAGGUUGAAAUAUUUCAUUAUGCAAGCCUUAUGACAUUAGAUACAACUCUUAGGUGCUUAAUGUCUUAUCAAUCUAACUGCCAAGAUGAAAACUCUACAAAUGAUUAUGUUGCAAAGAUAUACGAGUUAUCUGAAACAAUUGUGAGAAGGCAAAGGAACUUGAAUAUUUUGAAUCGAAUUGACCCAAUUUAUAAUGUAACAAAGGAAGGUCGCAAGUAUCUGAAACUUUGUGAUGAUGUGCAUAAGUUUUCCGAAUCAGUUAUCAAUCGUAGAAAAUGCGACAGUGAGCAACCUGCACACAAUGAAACACGGAAAUAUUUUGAUUUUCUUGACACACUGUUGAAAGCAAGGGACAGUGAUGGAAAGGGGUUGUCAGAUUCUGAGAUUCGCGCCGAAGUUGACACUUUUAUGUUUGAGGGCCAUGAUACAACUGCUAGUGGAAUUUCAUGGACAUUUUAUUGCUUAGCCAUGCACCCUGAACAUCAGGAAAAAUGCUUUAAAGAGAUUGAGAAAGUUAUGGCUGACCGUACUGAUAUAGAAUGGAAUGAUCUGUCCAACCUCCCUCACCUUACAUUAUGCAUCAAAGAAAGUUUGCGCCAAUAUCCACCAGUUCCAAUCAUUUUCCGUAAACUUAACAAAGAUAUUGAAGUUGAUGGGAAGACCAUUGUGAAAGACACCAAUGUGGUUCUACAUAUUUAUGCAUUACAUCAUCACGAGGAGUUUUGGAAGGAUCCUCAUAUAUUUGAUCCAAGUCGGUUCACGCAGGAUAACAUGAAAAGCAUGAAUAGUUAUGCUUAUGUACCUUUCUCUGCUGGCCCAAGAAACUGCAUCGGGCAAAAAUUUGCGAUGAACAAGAUGAAAAUUGCGGUUGCUCAGGUGUUAAGGCAAUUCCAGAUUAAACCAGAUUUGACUAGAACGAUCAAGCGUUCAGCGGAUAUGAUUUAUAAAACAACAAGUGGCCUCUACUUGAACAUUGAGCGCAGAUAUUAAAAAUCAAUGCAAAUUUUGUGAAUUAUAAAAAUUAAUAAUAUUUUUGACUAAAUGGCACAAAAAUCAAGUCCAAAAAUUAGGAUUCUAUUUAAAUAAGGAACUGACGGUGCCAUUUAGGCGAAAUAUAUAUGUUGUAUCAAACAAUUGGUUGGACUUAAUUUUUGUCUGUUACGUUUUUAUGGAACCAGAUCCUUAACAUUUUAAAAAUCUGUGCAUUUUAAAUAUCAUUGUUUUAAUCAGUCAUAAGCAUCAAUAACUUUUUUCUUUAUCCUAUUAUAAACCUCAAAUUUGUUUUUAAUUGAUAUUUUUACUUUAAGCCUUUAAACUAAUUGUUGUUUUUAGACUUUUUCGUAUGCAUUUUUUUCAUAUAUAUUUUUUGUAAGUUUUUAACUUUAAGAAGUUUUUGAUUCGUUCUUUUACAUUUGCAUUCAAAUUAAUUAUUUUCUGUAUAUCUUUAUAUGCACAUUGAAAAUGGUUAGUUAAAUGUUAAUAGCUGUUCCACGGGUUCAUACUUCUUAAUGCCAAAUAUCACACAACAGACACAGUGCCAAUAAAUGGUGUAUAUAUAUAUUUAUAUUUACAUCUUACAUGUACAAAAAAAUUAACCUAUAUCACCAAUCUUUGAUCUGUGUAAUAUGUUCUAUGAAUCCAGCCAUGAUUCGGAUCUAAUAAUGUUGGAUUAUUCUCUUUGCAAUAAAACAUUUUUCAUCCUGAUUAAGUGCUACAAAAUUGACAAAAAUCAAGUUAAAUGAUUGUUAACUAUGUUAUUUCGUUUCGAAAAUCGCCCAUCUUUAUGCCCAUCAUAGGGUCAGGUUCACAGAAUUUAUCACAGUCACACCAAGUUUUAAAGUGUUGUACACCACUUGCAUGUGUUGAUUAUUUUCAUUGUUGCGUAUACCAAGUUUCACUGCUUUAACUUUCACCUACAUUGAAAAUACAACUGCUACCUCACUCACAA